Molecule: messenger RNA, 1631 nt
Organism: Bactrocera tryoni
Lineage: Eukaryota; Metazoa; Arthropoda; Insecta; Diptera; Tephritidae
Gene: Alp13
Product: alkaline phosphatase
Exons: 4
Coding region: 17-1540 (507 amino acids)
Biological process (GO): dephosphorylation
Molecular function (GO): alkaline phosphatase activity
Source: RefSeq, a predicted model, not a curated record
ACCAACAUAACGAAACAUGGAAUCAAAUACUAAAACGGAGUCAACGAAAGUUAGCCCCUUAAGACUCAAUACUGUACGGAUUUUCAGCUUAGCCAGUGCUUUACUCCUCUCAAUGAUUGUAACAGUGAUGUGUAUCGGCUUUCUAAUGAGUUAUGAGGUGGCCACUGAGGUAUCCAGCAUAGAGGACAUACCCUAUUGGAAGGACAAACUGCCGCCGGAGCAGCAGUUAUGGUACGAUGAAGCAAUUGAAGAGCUACAGUUGGCGUUGAAAAGGGACUUACAUAAGCAGCUAGCGGAAAAUGCGAUAAUUUUCGUGACGAGCGGCAUUGAUACGGAGACAAUGGCCGCGGCGCGUGCAUUGCUGGCGAAUCGAACCAAGCCACAGCCAGCGUUGAGUUGGGAGCGAUUUCCACAUCUUGGCAGAUUGAAGAAUAGUUGCAGCAACACCGAUCUCUGCGAUCCAUUCACCGUGGCCAGCGCCAUUUUCAAUGGUGUGCGCUCCAACUUUCGUGUCGGUGGACUCGACUCCGGGGUUUUGUAUCGCGACUGCGUUGCUGCGGCAAAUGUCAGUCAUCAUGUGAAGAGUUUACUAGAACAAGCGCAGGAGAUUGGACUACGUACCGGAUUCGUGACGACGCGACGUGUCACCGGUCCCAGCAUGGCGGCGCUGUAUGCGCGUACACCGAACACCGCUUGGGAAUGUGACGCGACAUUGCCGUUAGCAGCUAGCGCGGCCGGUUGCAUUGACGUGGCGCAGCAACUGAUCAAGAGUGCGACCGGUCGUAAUGUGAAUGUGAUUAUGGGUGGCGGACGCCAGACGCUCGUUUCGAAUGUGCCGAACGCAGUUUGGGAUCCAGUCGAUGAGACAACCUGCAAUUCGCAGGACAAACGUAAUAUCAUCAGCGAUUGGCAAUUGUUGAAUGUGAAGUUGAAGCGCGACUUCGCGGUGUUGCUGAAUAGUGACGACUUGCGCGAGUUGAAUGGUACUAAGGUCGACUAUGUCAUGGGUAUUUUCGCAAACAACAAUUUACAGCUUACAAAUGAAGUGGAUGCGCGAAGGCGCCGCGUACCACAAUUGUCGGAAAUGAUAACGAAAAGUUUAAACGUUUUAAAACGAAAAAACAACAGAUAUCUGCUGACUGUGGAGAGUGGCGUUGAGUCCACAGCGAGUGUAGAUAAGCAAAUGGGCACUCUCUUGCAAUUGAAUGAUGUUGUGCAGCAGACGCUAGAGAAAACUAGUGGAAGUGAAACGCUAGUUUUGGUGCUCUUCACCAACGGCAAGUAUGUGCGUAAUGCAGUCGAAAGUAGCGCUGAAACAGAUGUUACGGCUAAUGUAAUUGACUUUGGGAAUGAGGAAAACACACCUAUAGAGCAACGUUUGUCCAAUAUGGCCACGGAAGCUGUGGUUUAUGCAAAAGGACCACGAUCUUACCUGUUACAUGGCGUUCACGAGGAAACUUAUAUGUCGUAUGUCUUGUCUUAUGCAUUACAAAUGGGUCAUUUCAAGCAAAAUUCCGGUACCGAACAAAGACAUCGAUAACUGGUGUAUACAGUUAUACAUAUUUGCAGAUUUUAUUAAUUCGGAAAAAUCAGUGAUUAUUACAAUAAAUACUCGUAUGAGUACAUAUGUA